GAGAUACACACAGAUCGCAGCCGCAGAGGGAGCAGGAAGCAUCUUUGAGCACGUCCCCGUUUAAUAAAUAUAUAUUCUGUCUCUGUUCUUUCACAACCGGUCUGUAGCCACAAACUCUCAUCGCCGCACGUUCUGUGUAAUCCAAGCGAGUUCAAAAUGCGAUUAUCUAAUUACUGGACAAACUGUUUAAUCUAACAAAAAGGAACUUCACAAGGUAAAGAAACAAGAUGUUUUAUUUAUUUAUUUUUUCCUAGGAACUUCUGGAAAUGACAACUACGAUUUAAUUACAGAGUUCAGGAAAUGUGCGCGUUAGGGACAGUUGUAUUUUGUUUAUGAAUGUUACAGUACAGUAGGCUACACAUCUGCACAACAUUCUGUUUGCUAAUGGUCAAGAUUAGAAACUGCAGUAAUGCACCUAUAGGCUUCUCUAAAGCGUGCCUUUAAUGGGAGGGCGGUCUUGGAUUACUAUUUGUACAAACCUUCAACUUCAGACACAUCUCAAACGCAGCUGUAAUCAUGCAGUCACUACUGUUAAGCCGUCUUCUUUUUCUAGUGUGGAGUCUUGAUGCUUUAACAUAUCGACAUGAUGAGAAAUUAAGAACGAUCAAUAGGGGCAAUGGUCAGACUCACCUUUCUGCAAGGGAUGUUGUAAAUUGUUCUAAUUCAGAAUUGCAUAGGAAAUGGCUGAUAAUAUAUGGGAAAAUAGCGAAGGACAGGUGCCAUUUCAAAAGGCAUUCUACAGGUGGUUCUUUAGAGGUAAUAAAAAAAUGGUUGAGAAUAAAUAAUGCCUCAUCGUUUGAAAGGGCUUUGCAAAUCAAAUCCAAAGGUUUGACGAACAGCCGAGGAAAUGUACAUUAUGACUCCGCAGCGAACAUCAUCAGAACCUUCCCGGAUCAAUCGCCUGCAAAACUCCACAGGGGACUUAAGUACCAUCGCAACGGCAAGUUAAAUUCCAACCUGGCUGCCAUGGAAACACAAAGGGGAUACAAUUACUCGGAGCUUCAAUUUGAUUCAAAGGGGCGUGAAUUAGUUUCGCAAGCAGCGAGGAAUCAAAGACGAAAAAGGGGUGCCGCCAACACAGAAAAUAACAAGAAAAAAGGAAAAGGCAGAAACAAAAAGCCAACGAAUAAUGGCCACGCAUCUACUCAUUUAAAUGGUUCUACUGAGGUAACCCCUACAUGGGAAAAUCCCAAACCCCUACCACUUAACGACUCCUCCGAUUAUUCAAAUGACUAUACCAGAAAUGAUGGACUCUACACACUACCAGAGGACCUGUCUGUAACCCCUACAAUGCCUUUUAAUACACGGGGAAGAAAAAAUGAGCUGAAAAACCCGUUUUACCCCUUAACAGACGUAACUUAUGGAGCAUAUGCAAUCAUGUGUUUGUCUGUGAUUAUAUUUAUUGUUGGUAUAAUGGGGAACAUUGCAGUUAUGUGCAUAGUUUGUCACAACUACUACAUGAGGAGUAUUUCUAAUUCGCUUUUAGCCAACCUGGCGUUUUGGGAUUUUUUGAACAUCUUUUUUUGCUUGCCCCUUGUGAUAUUCCAUGAACUUACAAAAAAGUGGCUAUUGGGAGAGUUCUCAUGCAGAAUCAUACCAUACAUUGAGGUGGCCUCGCUUGGAGUUACUACUUUCACAUUGUGUGCUCUCUGCAUUGACCGAUUCCGUGCUGCAGCAAACGUGCAGAUGUACUACGAGAUGAUUGAGAACUGCACUUCCACCACAGCCAAGCUAGCUGUUAUCUGGAUUGGGGCACUGCUGCUGGCCCUUCCUGAGGUGCUUCUUCGUCAGCUCGUCACAGAAGAUCCUGUAGCCACCGGUACUGCAGCCUCCGGCUCUGCGGUGACUAGUUUCUCUGCCGCUGGGUCUGCCGCAGAGCGGUGUGUGGUUAAAAUCUCCCCAGAGCUUCCUGACACAAUUUAUGUUCUUGCGCUGACGUAUGACGGUGCCAGGCUGUGGUGGUACUUUGGGUGCUAUUUUUGUUUACCAACGCUCUUCACUAUUGGCAGCUCUCUUAUAACAGCAAGCAAAAUCCGAAAAGCAGAGAAAGCCUGUGUUAGAGGAAACAAGAAACAAAUUCAGCUGGAAAGUCAGAUGAACUGCACAGUGGUGGCCUUAACCAUCUUGUAUGGCUUUUGUAUCAUUCCUGAAAAUAUAUGCAACAUUGUCACGGUCUACAUGUCCACAGGGGUCCCUAAGCAGACUACAGACCUUCUUCAACUCAUUAGCCAGUUUCUUUUGUUCUUCAAGUCAGGCGUGACCCCAGUACUUCUCUUCUGCCUUUGCAAGCCUUUCAGCAGGGCUUUUGUGGACUGUUGCUGCUGCUGUUGUGAAGAAUGUGUCCAAAAGUCUUCAACUGUGACGAGUGAUGACAAUGACAAUGAAUACACUACAGAACUUGAACUGUCUCCUUUCAGCACAAUACGGCGCGAGACGUCUGUUUACACCCCUGUCGGUACUCAUUGCUGAACUGCACACGCAGUUCCUUUACUGAAACACUGAAACAAUAACACCUACCUGUAUACACUGGGAAAUGCAUAGAAUUCAUAAACAAUCUUUUUAAUACAACAGUUUACUAAUGAUUUGUUUUUAUAAUAACCUUCUUUAAGUUAUGUUUCAAGUGGAAACAAAACACGUUUUUAGAAAUGUAAUAAUCUUGAAACAUUAGUGCUUUGAAAAUAUUUCUACGUUUGUAUAGUACAAUACUGUACAUGAUCAUUUACCAACAAUUUUCUUUUGUUACUUUUUUUAUUUGUUGCAUGUGCAAACAAAGUUUGCUCUGUAUAUUUAAAACAUUGUGUUGAAAGUAAUAUCGAAAAUGGCUGGUCGUAAUGUAACUGAUAUGUUUUUCGAUAAUGGCGAUUAUUGUGAAUCAGUGAUGAAGUAUUUGUAGAUGCCCUGAUAUGUGAGUUUUUAUCAGUCACUUUGAACCAGUGAAUUUAAUCCACUAUUUUAGCAGUUAAAUUGUAAAAUUAUGCUUAAAUAUCACAACUGAGUCAAUACAAUAAGUGUUUGCUUGCUAAAAUGUGUUUUCUGGAGAACAAAAAUAAGGAAAGUUUAAUCUGCUGGGUCAAUUUUUUAUUUAAUUUUGUUCGGAGUAAAUAAGUAAGUAUGUAGGUAGUAAGCAGUAAUGACAGCCUGGGAUCGAUAAAUCAGUUUUUAGUGUGGAAAACCAAUGUAAUUUUUGGUAUUACUGUAUUUAUAACAUUAAUAAAUUAAAAUCUAGAACACAAAAAAUAAUAAAAUCCUUAGGCUUCAACCUACUGUAUUUUACUGUGUCAAUAACUUUAGCCUCUCACCUAUUCAAACUGAUGGAAGAUAUACAGUAUUCAAUUUGUUAAAAUGUCUGGAAACAUAAAAUGCAGAGGGCUAGAUUUACUAAUAUUUUUAUUCUGAAAGAUUAAAAAAAAAACAAAAAAAACUAAUUAAAAUGUACUUUAGAAGCCCCUAGAUUAAAUAUUUGAGCUGUUUAUUUUGGGUAACUUUAUUGGGUGUGCUGUUCGGUUUUGAAAAAAAACAUGCUAAUUAUUAGGCCUAUGUGCAGUAAAAAGGUUUGAGAAUGUAGCCCAGCAUUUGCACUUUCCAGAGGUGAAUUUAACGGUUCUCAGAGAAAUAUAGAUGCAGACAGAAAAAAUAUAUAUUAACUGGGAACCAGAGUUGAAACAUAUGAUUAGGUUUUACUGCAAAGCUAGCUUGUUGAAAAGAAAAUAACCAAACCAGGAAAGAAAGGGCACUAAACAAGUAUGGCUGCCGACUGCCAAUAGUCAUUAACAUUUAAUAGGCCUGACCUUUGAAACUCCUUUCCUUAUGCCUCAAAACGUAACCAGUGUCGGGGGUAGAAUAACUGAUGUAGCCUGGAACACAUUAAUGUUAUGAUUCUGCCAUAACAUUGUAGGAUAAAAUGACUUAAUCUAAUUUACACAAAGUGGGAAAUUAUUAUGAACUGUCUCCAUAAUUAUUCGUGUAACAAAUUUUGUGACAAAACAUGUUUAACAGCACAAAAACUACUGACUGUUUAGAGAACAUUAUAGCAGUCGUGGAGAGGAUGCAUCUGACUGUUUCAGGUUACUAAGCAACCAGACAUCAAUUUCCCUUCCUAAUCAGGAGAUCAACUGCAGACAAAUGUCUGGAACAAAUAUAAUAAAGACGAGGAGGUAAAUACUAGUACAUUGACUUUGACAGCAUAACAAUAACUACCAGUACUUCUGCGUAUGUGAGAGUUACUUUACGUUUGCUAUUGUAGCAUAUAUCAUUGACCAAGUAUUUGUGCAACCUGGACCCUAGUGAAUAUGUAUUAACUAGCUAAAUUACACUGCCAGCUUUAUUAUCCCCUGGGGAUUCAAUUCCUGCUGACAGGGAUGUAGUGGAGGCGAUCGUUCAUAUACGUACGUGUGUCACACUAUGUUUUACCAUAUAUCUGGAAAACUGCAUACCCAAUUGUCAUGACACUUGUUAUUAACGCUAUUUAGCCGGGGGUGUCUGUGGAGGGUGAUGUAUGUUACUGACAUACUUGUUUUAAAUGUAAUUAGCUCCUUUUUUUAACCCAGCAUGAUCAUUUAGAAAUGUGCUUAAUUAAUAAACCUACUGUAUAUGGAUUGCUUUUCAUAGAUUCAAUUCAAGAUAUUCUGUAUGAUCAAUAAUGAAAAAGUCUUGUUUGGUUGUCCUUGGAAACACUGUAAUCAGCCUUGCUCCCUCCCUCUAGUAACACUGACCAACCUUAUUAGAUAUCACACAGCCUAUAUUUUUUGUAGUCCACUGUAAACCAACCCACCUCCACAUUUUUCAAUAGAUCUUCCCCUUCUCUUCAGUAUUGUCUGUAAUGGAGCACAGGAUUUUUAUGGUAGAAACAUUUCCUGUGAUGGAAUACAUAGAGACAUCAUUAAAGAACCAACAACCUG
Molecule: messenger RNA, 4898 nt
Organism: Acipenser ruthenus (sterlet)
Lineage: Eukaryota; Metazoa; Chordata; Actinopteri; Acipenseriformes; Acipenseridae
Gene: gpr37a
Product: G protein-coupled receptor 37a
Exons: 2
Coding region: 517-2469 (650 amino acids)
Biological process (GO): positive regulation of MAPK cascade; adenylate cyclase-inhibiting G protein-coupled receptor signaling pathway
Cellular component (GO): plasma membrane; signaling receptor complex
Molecular function (GO): prosaposin receptor activity; G protein-coupled peptide receptor activity
Source: RefSeq, a predicted model, not a curated record